This is a messenger RNA of Rosa rugosa (rugosa rose), 2075 nucleotides long. RefSeq names its product RNA polymerase II degradation factor 1. Lineage: Eukaryota; Viridiplantae; Streptophyta; Magnoliopsida; Rosales; Rosaceae. The record is from RefSeq and is a predicted model, not a curated record. Bases 479 to 1957 code for a protein of 492 amino acids. The transcript has a single exon.
AAAGCAGCGGACACCCAAAACCAUGGGCAGUUUAAGUUUUCCUUCUUCUCCACUCCCAAAACCUCCAACACUAAAACAGGCUGCUCCUCUCUCUGUAUAUAGUAUUUACCGCUUCUGUACUUGGUCCUUGUCUCACAAUCCUGUGCACAACAAACCCCGUUUCUUUCUAUUUCCACCUCUCAAUGCUUGUGUACUAGUUCUGCCAAACACAUGCAAAAAGCUGAUAGUCGAUUACAAGUCUUUGAAGUUUGUUGCUUUUGAACUGUUUGCUUUACUGGUUUUGUUCCAACUUGCGUAUGUUUUUGUUUCACUUUUUAUUAUUAUUAUUAGUUCUUCUCAAAACUAAGCAAGCAAAAUCCGAUAUAGAAAUGUGCAGAGAUUAGACUAUGACAUUUGGUUUUUAAUUUUGGGUUCUCAAGUGUUUGUGAAGUAGAAAAGCCUUGUUUUAAUUAUUUACUUUCUUUCUUUUUGAGUUUGGAUGGAACCCAAUGGUAUAGGGGGAGGUUUGUUUCCAGAGAUGAGGUCUGGAAUGUUAGGCCUAGAAAUGCCUCUGCACCAAACACAAAACCCCCCAAAUCCUCAGAACCCACACCACCAUAUGCACCAACCCCAAAUGGUCAGCUAUGCCCACCAAGAAGCUGAUCACAACCAUCACCCACAAGCUCACCAAUCUGCAAAACAUGGGUACCCAUAUGCCACAAAGCCCAAACAGAUCACCCUCAGUGAUGAAGAUGAACCUGGGUUUGGUGCUGAUGACAGCGCUGGUGAAAACAAGAGGAAAAUCUCACCAUGGCAGAGAAUGAAGUGGACUGACACCAUGGUCAGGCUUCUAAUCAUGGCUGUGUUUUACAUUGGGGAUGAGGGUGGCUCUGAAGGCCCUGAUCCCACAGGGAAGAAGAAGAGUGGUGGAGGAUUGCUGCAGAAGAAAGGGAAGUGGAAAUCGGUGUCGCGGGCUAUGAUGGAGAAGGGUUUCUAUGUCUCUCCUCAGCAAUGUGAGGACAAGUUCAAUGAUUUGAACAAGAGGUACAAGAGGGUGAAUGACAUACUUGGCAAGGGAACUGCUUGCAAGGUUGUGGAGAAUCAAGGGUUAUUGGAGAAAAUGGAAUUGUCGUCCAAGAUGAAGGACGAAGUUAAAAAACUGCUGAAUUCCAAGCACUUGUUCUUUAGGGAAAUGUGUGCUUAUCACAACAGUUGCGGCCAUGGCACUGUUGGUGCUGCUGGAGCUAGCGGUGCGCAUAACUCAUCCCCGGAAGACCCUUCGGAGGUUCAAUUGCAGCAGCAGCAGCAGCAGCCCCAGCAGGAAAGGUGCUUUCAUGUAUCGGAAAAUGCUCAUGUCGUUGCCAAUUCGGGCAGAACAGAGACGGAGGGAUCCAAAAUGUUCAAAGCAGAGAGUGGUGGCGAGGAUGAAGAUGAAGACUAUGAGGAUGAUGGCUCCGAGGAUGACGAUGAUGAGGAGGAAGAAGGGGUUGUUGAAGGCGGUUCGAGGGGUCAAAUUGGGCAUGGACAUGAGGAUGAGGAUGAGAAUGAGCAUGAAAGAGCUAAGAGGCCAAGAAAGGGAAGCUGUUUUUCUGGGUCCUCACAUAAAAUGUUGAUGCAGCAAUUGGGCAGUGAAGUAAGUGGUGUGAUCCAAGAUGUGUCCAAGAGUCCAUGGGAGAAGAAGCAGUGGAUGAAAGCAAGGCUGAUACAAUUGGAGGAGCAACAAGUGAACUACCAAUACCAAUCUUUCGAGCUCGAAAAGCAGAGGCUCAAGUGGGUUAAGUAUAGUAGCAAAAAGGAAAGGGAUAUGGAAACAGCUAAGCUUGAGAAUGAGAGAAGAAGGCUUGAGAACGAGAGAAUGCUAUUGCUUGUUAGGCAGAAGGAGCUCGAAUUGCUUGAUCUGCAUCACCACCAGCAGCAACAACAUCAGCAACAAAAUUCUUCAAACAAGAGAAGCGACCCUUCGUCCCUCACCGGAUAAUAUGUAUAUAUAGGGGCCUAGAUCAGAUAGAUGAGAAUGAAGAAUUUCCCACUUUUAUUGAUUCAAAUUAUCUUUAUGUAUCUGCAUCUUUUAAAAGUAAAGAAACAUAUUUCUGAAA